Messenger RNA from Priapulus caudatus, 1823 nucleotides. RefSeq names its product ceramide synthase 1-like. Gene Ontology annotation, biological process: ceramide biosynthetic process. The record is from RefSeq and is a predicted model, not a curated record. Gene Ontology annotation, cellular component: membrane. Lineage: Eukaryota; Metazoa; Priapulida; Priapulimorpha; Priapulimorphida; Priapulidae. Gene Ontology annotation, molecular function: sphingosine N-acyltransferase activity.
GUGCGCUAGCGCUAGUGAGUGAUCGUGCAAGCAUUCUUGGCUCUGCAUUCUGGAACGAAGAAAGACACUGACGUCGCCCACGAAGAUAUAACAUACAGCGCUGGCCUUAGAGAUUGCGACGUCUGUGACCAUCUACCGCGGAGUUAUCGAUUACGGGCGAUCACCCCACGCGAGAUCAUAUUAUGAGCAGCACUACAUGUGCAUGGACAAGUACCGUUAUCUCUCAACGCAGUAUUCAACAUGGCGGGCGAGAAACACCCUGUUGGUUAUAUGCCUGGAUAUAUUGAGUUCUUCUCUGUAACUUACGACGCUUUUAGUGGAUACUUCACGAAUGUGAAUUGCAGCGGAAACUGGGUAGUUCGAUGGUUUGAAGAUCUCAAAGCUCAUGCACAUUAUGGCAACUGUGAUGUAGUCGUCAUCGUACUUUUGAGUAUAAUGUGGACGAUUUUGAGGGUUGUUGCAACCCGGCAGUUGUUUGAGCCCCUCGCCCGCAAACUAAACGUACAGGAGAAGAACUGCGGAAAGUUUCCGGAGAGUGCUUGGAAGUUCAUCUUCUACUCGUUCACCUGGUCGUACAACUUGUACAUCGUCGUCUGCUGCGGCCGAUACACGUUCUUCCACGACCCAUUGUCCGGAUGGCACGGUUGGGCCGAGGGCAUGUACAUACCAUCGGACAUCUUCUGGCUUUACAUGAUACAGUGCAGUUUCUAUCUGCAUUCCGUGUAUGGCACGCUCUUUAUGGAUGCAUGGAGGAAGGACUCUGUUAUCAUGCUCUUUCAUCACUUUCUGACGUUGGCCCUGAUCUGGUUCUCAUACGCCGCAAGGUGUUUCUGUUCAGACUGUACUGGUUCCCACUGAAAGUGUUGUACACUGCCGGUUAUGGUGCCAUGCUGAGAGACCCUACCUACGUACCCUUCUGGUUCUUUUUCAAUGUGCUUCUCUGGAUACUGCAGUUAAUGAACGUCUACUGGUUUCAGUUCAUAGUGGUCUUCCUGUACAAAGUAGCAACAGGGCAGAUGACCGAGAUGGUUGAUACAAGAGAAUAUGAUAGUGACAAUGCAUCUUCAAAGUUGCAGCAAAAAACAGCUGCAGUCAAUGGGGUGCUGAGAGAGCAGUCAUCUGGGAUGAGUGCGAUCAUGGAGGAGGAGAAGUGCAGGAACGGGGCGGGCCCCGAUGGCGUGAGGAUGAACGGAACAUCGCCGGCGGCGACCGCGGCGUACAAGCGGAACGUUGCGACGCAGGACGCUGCAGCCGAGUAGCGACACCCUCCCGUCUGCCUGCAGCUCUCACGCUCGGUGCGCGGCGGCGCCGCCGCCGUCGCAGGCAAGCCGUGUUCUUCCCAUGGUCGGUUUUGGUGAUGUGUAGUCAGUUCAACGAUUUCUCGCACUCGCGUCCACAUUCAACGGUAAUCCAAAUCGCUGUAAAUUUUCUCGAGAAAGCCGGAGGGAAGGGAGUGUGCGUCCGUGCAAUGUAUUUUCUGUAUGAAUGAAUUGACAGUGCCUCGCGCGGUGUGUCAUCAGAUGUGAGGUGACGUGCCCACCCCGACGCCGUGCUCGCGGUAAAGGUAGUGGUAAUCGUUAUUUUACCCCUCAAUUUCUUAUUGACAUCUCAACGAGCACCCGAACAAAAAGCCCGUUUGGCAAAGGCUUGAUUGCUAGAGAAUAGUAUCUAGUCGACCCAAUGGUGUGAUCGAUGAUCACUGGUUGCUGAGGCACAUGUGAUCAAUCGCUUCUGUUUGUAAUUAACAUUUUUCCAACCAUUUUUAACAUUUUAUUAAUUGGAGGUUGUUUUAUUUGUAUUGAUUUCUGUGGCAUGUAAUUAAU